AUGACAAACUCUACCACCGAAAUUGCUUUUUUACAAAACAUCAAAAACUACGAGCCUUUGUAUUUCAACUCUAAUGUCAAAACCUCAAUCUACCACAAAUUGCCUGUCUCAAGAAGAUCCUCGGUCUUGAUUCUAUUGUUCUUGGGUAAAUUCGGUGAGAUCAGAGUGGUUCUCACCAGAAGAUCAAGAUCUCUCAACGCCUUCUCUGGCCAGAUAUCCUUUCCUGGUGGUAAAGCUGAAAAUGGCUUGGAGUCUGAAUGGAGAACUGCUAGAAGAGAGGCCUUUGAGGAAAUUGGCUUGUCUUCAAACGAUUCCUACUUGCUAAACAAGUUCAACAUCAAAAUCGAGAAUCUAAACUACUUGCCCUGUUUCCUAUCGAGAACCUUCCUAGCUGUUAGACCUUGCAUUGGCAUAAUCAAAAACAACACAACCGCCAACUCAAUCCCAAAUUUAUUCGAUGAAUACAACGUUUCUUCUUUAAAUUUCACUGAUCACCUAAAACUAAACCCUGGCGAAAGCUCAAGUGUCUUUUCAAUUCCCUUGAGAGAUCUAUAUGAUAACAAACUAACCGAUAUCAACCAACUAACCAAAAUCAAUAAACAAAACGAAUUCAUCAAAAAAAGAUUCAUCAAAACAAAAUGGAGUGGCAUAAACUGGAACUAUCGAUCCUACGUCUAUCCUGUAUCAAAUUCCUAUAACGAAAUUGAAUGGCUAGACCAAAUUGAAAACCUAAGUUCUGAUGAAGAAUUCUCUGAUAAUAUACCCAUGGUCAAUGUCAAUGGCAAUAACAAUAUCAAACAAACUCAUGAAAACAAUAAAAUUCACAAUUCCCUUUCAAAUAAUACUGAUAACAUCGCUCAAAAUGAUACUAUAAAAAUUAACGAUGUCUGGGGCUUAACAGCAAAUAUCCUAUAUGAAUUGGCUCAAAUCACUUACGAUGGUUCUAAUUACUGGGAAAAUAAAAAGAAAAACAGCAUUGGCGAAGAAGAAUUAAUCUACUAUUUAUUCAAAAACAACCAAAUUCAACCAGGCAAAAGAUCCUCUUAUGAAACUAAAAUGAUUAGAAAUGAUAGAAAUGUCACUUUUAACACUGUUAUACCAAACAACGAAUUUAAUUAUUUAAAAUCCAUAUAUACUUAA
This is a messenger RNA of Ascoidea rubescens DSM 1968, 1140 nucleotides long. RefSeq names its product 8-oxo-dGTP diphosphatase (gene PCD1). NCBI's taxonomy places the organism in Eukaryota, Fungi, Ascomycota, Saccharomycetes, Ascoideales, Ascoideaceae. The coding region runs from base 1 to 1140 and encodes 379 amino acids. The record is from RefSeq and is a predicted model, not a curated record. The transcript has a single exon. Gene Ontology annotation, biological process: coenzyme A catabolic process. Gene Ontology annotation, molecular function: coenzyme A diphosphatase activity; acetyl-CoA hydrolase activity.